Molecule: messenger RNA, 599 nt
Organism: Leptopilina heterotoma
Lineage: Eukaryota; Metazoa; Arthropoda; Insecta; Hymenoptera; Figitidae
Product: NPC intracellular cholesterol transporter 2-like
Exons: 4
Coding region: 98-550 (150 amino acids)
Biological process (GO): sterol transport
Molecular function (GO): sterol binding
Source: RefSeq, a predicted model, not a curated record
UUAAUUUCUUAUAUAUCGUUAUCAUUCUGUAACGUUGAGUGAGUUAAAAAAUUGACAAAUAAUUUCAAUACGUAUUUCACACUUUUGAUCAAAGAACAUGAAUCGUAUUCUUUUGCUAAAUUUUCUAUUCGCAUUAACAUUAGGCGUUCAAGGCGAUGAUACUCCAAAAUUACAAACAUGUAAAUCUUCAAUUGGACACGUCGAAAAAGCAAUUGUCAUUGGCAGUAAAUUCAAAAAUGGAAAAUAUCUUUUAAAGCAGGGCUCUGAAGCUGGUAUUGAAGUCACAUUCACAACAGACAGAGAAGUUAAAGAUCUUAAAGCUUCUGCUUCAAUCACAUUAAAUGGAAUGGAUCUCUCUCCAACGUUACCAAAUUUAAAUGGAUGUAAAGUAUUAAAGUGUCCUCUCAAAAAAGGUGGACCAUAUGUAUACAAAAUAAAAAUGGCAAUUGAAGAAUAUUACCCAAAGAUUGAGACAGUAGCGAAGUUAAAAUUAAAAAAUGAAAAAAAUAAAGUUGUUGCCUGUGUAAUUGUUCCCAUAAAAAUUGUUUAAAUUGUUCAAAGAUUAAUUAUUGAGUAAUAAAGACAUAUAUGAAAAUCUG